Messenger RNA from Zasmidium cellare ATCC 36951, 1317 nucleotides. Its product is annotated as glycoside hydrolase family 16 protein. The transcript has a single exon. The record is from RefSeq and is a predicted model, not a curated record. The coding region runs from base 1 to 1317 and encodes 438 amino acids. NCBI's taxonomy places the organism in Eukaryota, Fungi, Ascomycota, Dothideomycetes, Mycosphaerellales, Mycosphaerellaceae.
AUGCACUCCUUCGUACUCCUCCCUUUCCUGGCCUUGUCAACGGCCACCGCCGAAUACGUCCUCCAAAGCAACUUCUCCGGCGCCACAUUCUUCGACGACUUCAACUUCUACGACUCAUGGGAUCCCACUUUUGGCUUCGUCCACUAUGUCGACCGCGCCACGGCUCAAGCGAUGGGCCUGAUCGAGUCCAGCGACACUGGCCCUACCAUCUUCGGCGUUGACCAUACGGGCGUCUACGAUCCGGGCGCCAAUCUUGGUCGAGCGAGCGUGAGACUGGAAUCUUUUCAGCAGUGGACUCAUGGCCUGUUCAUUGCUGAUCUGGCUGAAAAUACCCUGCACCUGUGGAUCAACGUAGCCAGAAACUACUCGGCGCGACAGCUGACGGUUCAGAACGAUCGCCUUCCCGCUCUUGCUGGUCUCGCAUCUUUGUACAAAGCAGAGACUGGCCUGGACUACCUGGCUGGACUUUGGUCGGGACAGCACCUGUUCGAGCUCCUCCUGUGGUUUCGGAUUUCAGAGACUACGAGCACACGUCUGGAAUCAGGAUACCUGGCGCCCUCCUGGUCUUGGAUUGCCAUGAACGGUCCAGUGAACUUCAAGCGAUGGGUUGGUCCUGAGUCGUACCACAGGCAUAUCGCAACGUUCUUGAAUUACUUCAGAACGCUCAAAUGCUCCAACCCUUUCGGUGAGAUCACAGACGGCUAUCUGGAGCUCUCCGCGCCAGCGAUCACCACGACAAUCGCCGCAAUCGGUGCUGUCAACAAACAUGACCCGGACUCAAUGUCAUGGAGAGAUGGCUCGGUGUACCUCCAGCAGUUGUUUCCCGAGCACAUAAUGGAAGCCCUAUUGGGUCCUUGGGCCUGGCCAACAUUCGAUUUAGAUCAGAACAACUACGCCGAGGACCUGAUAGUGCACUGCCUGGUCCUGGGGUACGAAUGGUGGGGCCCUGAAGACUACGGCAUGUAUGGCAUCCUUGUGACGCCCAUUUCCGCGACAGAGCGAACCUUUCGCCGCAUUGGUAUGUUUGACAAGUUGCCCAAGUUCCGGCAUAGUGACCAAGAGCUCGACAUGAUGGUUUACAGCGCGAAGCGGCAUGAAACGGAAUCGAAACUGAAAAGAUUCGAUCGUAAGGACCGAGGUGGAGAGCCUCUGAAUAUCUGGUCGCUGGAACGUUCUCUACGGACAAGGAAUUUUCCUGUCAGCAGACCUGAGUACGAAGAUGCCCUGCGAGAAUUGAACGAUCUGGAGACCGAGUCGCGAGAAAGAGCUCAGACGAUGAGAGAAGAUUUGGAGUUCCAGUACUUCCGGAUCUUUUGA